Molecule: messenger RNA, 342 nt
Organism: Prorocentrum cordatum
Lineage: Eukaryota; Dinophyceae; Prorocentrales; Prorocentraceae
Source: the annotation of a GenBank genome assembly
AUGCACGUGCAGAUGACUCAGAUCUACGACCUGCUAGACCCAGCCAAGGUGGUGAUCGCCUACGAGCCCGUGUGGGCCAUUGGCACCGGGCUCACCGCCACGCCAGAAGACGCCCAGGCGACCCACAAGGGCAUCCGCGACCUGAUCGCCAAGCACGCCUCGGCCUCCGUCGCGGACGCGAUCCGGAUCCAGUACGGCGGCUCCGCCAACGCCGCCAACGCGCCCGACCUCUCGGCGCAACCCGACAUCGAUGGUUUCCUGGUCGGCGGCGCUUCGCUGAAGCCAGAGUUCGCGGAGAUCGUGAAGGCGAUCGCGGAAGCGAAGGCGGCUCAGCCGGCAUAG